This is a messenger RNA of Sorex fumeus (smoky shrew), 3060 nucleotides long. RefSeq names its product AGBL carboxypeptidase 2 (gene AGBL2). The record is from RefSeq and is a predicted model, not a curated record. The coding region runs from base 97 to 2697 and encodes 866 amino acids. Gene Ontology annotation, biological process: proteolysis. Gene Ontology annotation, molecular function: metallocarboxypeptidase activity; zinc ion binding. Lineage: Eukaryota; Metazoa; Chordata; Mammalia; Eulipotyphla; Soricidae. The transcript has 17 exons.
UCCGCUGUAGUCCGCUGCCCUUCUGGAAAUCGGGGAGGCCGCGUGACCGGGGCUCGCGGCACUGACCGGUCUUGGGCUGGACCAUGCACCAGUAACAUGUUCCCAGCACUGGAAACAGAGCUAAAGCCGGAGACGCUUUCUGACCCCUAUGAAGAUUUUAUGUUCCAUCACCUCCGCUACUAUGGCUACUUUAAAGAUCAGAAAAGCAGUAUACAAAACUCUGCUAGGAAUCAGCCUGUUUGGAAGAACAAUCCUCGGUCCCUCUUGAAUGGCCCUUUGGGGGAAGGAAAUGACUUGUUAUCAUCAGACCACCGGCGAAAGGACAAUCUUCUUUGGCCCCGAUGUCUGUCUUCAACCGAGCAGCGGCGGAGAGAAGCUCUGAACAGAGAUUCCCUUGUACUGAACUCAUCCCAUCUUAAGAGCAAACAGCUUCUUUAUGAUGAGUUUGGAGAAGUAAUCCCACGUCUCCGAGAACCCCGAGAUCUCUUCGGCCUUUACUCAAAAGACGGGCCCCCGCAGGUGCCAAAAUGGCCAAUAGAAUGUGAAGUCAUCAAGGAAAAUGUUCAUCAUAUUGAGUGGAUUCCACCUCAUCCAGAAUAUUUUUAUCAGCCUACAGGAAAUGAAAAGUUACCAGAAAUUGUAGGAGAGGAAAAAGGCAGAGUUGUCUAUCAAUUAGAUUCAGCACCCAGGGAAGAUUCCUACUUCACCAGCUCCAGAGUAGGAGGCCGACGAGGAAUGAUCAAGAAACUGGCAGUCCCAUUGGAAGGACCGGAAGAUGAGACACUACUGUUUGAAUCGAGGUUCGAGAGUGGGAACCUGCAGAAAGCCGUCCGAGUAGACACCUAUGAGUACGAACUCACCUUGCGGACCGAUCUCUACACAAACAAGCACACCCAGUGGUUCUAUUUCCGAGUUCAGAACACCAGAAAGGAUGCCGUCUAUCGCUUCACCAUUGUCAACCUGCUCAAACCCAAGAGCCUGUACGCCGUCGGGAUGAAGCCACUCAUGUACUCCCAGGCCGACGCCCAAGGGCACAGCAUCGGCUGGCGGAGAGAAGGCAGCGAGAUCAGGUACUUCAGGAACCACGUGGAGGAGGGCCAGCCGCCCUGCUACUGCCUCACGUGGACCGUUCAGUUCCCACAUGACCACGACACGUGCUACUUUGCCCACUUCUACCCCUAUACGUACUCCAACCUGCGGUGCUACCUCCUCUCCGUGGUCAACAACCCCAUCCAGUCCCAGUUCUGCAAGCUCCGGACGUUGUGCCGGAGCCUGGCGGGCAACACCGUCUACCUGCUCACCAUCACCAACCCAUCCCGGAACCCUCAGGAGGCAGCGGCCAAGAAAGCGGUGGUGCUGAGCGCCCGUGUCCACCCCGGGGAGAGCAACAGCUCGUGGGUCAUGAAUGGCUUUUUGGACUUCAUCCUGAGCAGUUCCCCAGACGCCCAGCUCCUCAGGGACAUCUUCAUCUUCAAGGUGAUCCCCAUGUUAAAUCCCGACGGCGUGGUCGUGGGGAAUUAUCGGUGUUCGCUGGCUGGAAAGGACUUGAACAGGCAUUAUAAAACCAUGCUGAAGGACACCUUCCCUUGCAUCUGGUACACCAGGAACAUGAUUAAGAGGCUUCUGGAAGAAAGGGAAGUUCUCUUGUAUUGUGACUUCCAUGGCCACAGCCGUAAGCAUAACAUCUUCCUGUAUGGCUGCAAUAGCAGUGACCGAAAGUACUGGCUUCAUGAGCGCGUCUUUCCUUUAAUGUUAAGCAAAAAUGCCCCCGAUAAGUUCUCUUUUCACAGCUGCAAUUUUAAGGUCAAAAAGUGCAAAGAGGGCACGGGACGAGUGGUGAUGUGGAGGAUGGGCGUCCUCAACAGCUACACCAUGGAGGCCACCUUCGGCGGCUCUACCCUGGGCAAUAAAAGAGACACCCACUUUACCACUGAGGAUCUCAAGUCCCUGGGUCACCUUGUCUGUGACACCCUUCUGGAUUUUUGCGAUCCUGACCAAACCAAGUUCACACAGUGUCUCGCAGAGCUUAGAAACCUCUUACAACAGGAAAUCCACAAGAAAUUCCACGAACUUGGACGAGAUAUUAUAGAAGGAAGUUGGAGUGAUAUUUCUUUGUCUGACAUUGAAUCCAGCACCAGUGGCUCUGACAGUUCCCUCUCCGAUGGCCUUCCCAUUCGCCAGUUGAACACUGCAGAGGAGUUGUAUCAGCAAAGGAAGGUGUCUAAGAAGAAGAAAAAGAAGUCACUGCAGACUAGGAAACAGCGGAAUGAGCAGUACCAGAAAAAUGCCACAAUGAGGAAGUCGAAGUUAACAGCAGACAUGACAGAAAGGGCAGAGUUUCCUUCUGCUCUGCCAAAGCAGCCCACCUCUUUCACACAGUCAGAGAAUUCCAGCACUGCAGCCCUGAGGAACAAGAAACUGAGACUGAACGAGUCACAGUUUAACGGUCGAGACAAAACCACCUUCCUGGACCCAUCGAAAACGUCUGCCUCGAUUCUGACUAAGAGUAAAGAAAGAAUGCAGAAAGAGAAGCCAAUAUCCGUGUUAUUCUGCUCUCCAAAGAGAAACCCCGAUACCACUCAAGAGCCAGCCCCAGAUCUGAAGGCUCACCCGCCCCCGAGCAAAUACCUCCUGCCAAAGAGAGGCCGCACGACCAUGGUGGUGUACCCAUCCCUGCACGUCUACACUUACCCGUAGGAGCGCGGGGAGCACCAUGCCCGGGAACUGUGUACCCCGACCUUCCAGCGCACAUUUCCACCGGGCACAUGCCUUCAAGAUGCAUACCUCAUGUAUUAAAUUAUUUUUCUUUCCUAUAAAACGUUACUAUGCUAUCUAGAAAAGCUUUCUUUAUCAGAAAUCAGAGUGUGAGCCUCUGCUGCACGGCUGUCGCGAUAAGCAGCAGUCUGUCUGAAAGGACACGCAAAUCAGUUUUAAAUAGAUCAGACUCCUAACUGUAUUCUGGGAGCAUGCGAUGCUGAAGUCAGAGCUUCUGGCCCAGGGGAAUAGCACCAAGGCUUAGAGCAGCUGCACUGCAAGCAUGUGGUCAUAGGGUCACACCCC